Molecule: messenger RNA, 354 nt
Organism: Oppiella nova
Lineage: Eukaryota; Metazoa; Arthropoda; Arachnida; Sarcoptiformes; Oppiidae
Source: the annotation of a GenBank genome assembly
AUGUCAAACCUGGCGGCGCCUCCCCUUGCGAUCACUAAAUUGGAUAUUUUGGAUGAGUUCGAGGAAAUCAAAGUAGCCGUCAGUUAUGAGUUGGACGGCAAGACAUAUACGGAGGCGCCGCCAGCAAAUGCCGCGGAUAUGGCGAGAGUUAAAGUGAAUUACGAGACUUUUAAGGGAUGGCAGACAUGUAUAGCCAAAGUCCGCAAAUUUGGUGAUUUGCCGAAGAAUGCUCAGGACUAUGUGCGAGCUGUCGAACGCUUAGUGAAUGUGCCGGUCAAAUGGGUUGGUGUGGGCCCUAAACGCGAGGCUAUUAUUACGCUAUGUAAAGUGAAGACAACUGAAGACAACAACUGA